Messenger RNA from Vidua chalybeata, 1428 nucleotides. RefSeq names its product gastric inhibitory polypeptide receptor (gene GIPR). Gene Ontology annotation, molecular function: G protein-coupled peptide receptor activity; gastric inhibitory peptide receptor activity; peptide hormone binding. The coding region runs from base 58 to 1428 and encodes 456 amino acids. The transcript has 12 exons. Gene Ontology annotation, biological process: adenylate cyclase-modulating G protein-coupled receptor signaling pathway; cell surface receptor signaling pathway. Gene Ontology annotation, cellular component: plasma membrane. The record is from RefSeq and is a predicted model, not a curated record. Lineage: Eukaryota; Metazoa; Chordata; Aves; Passeriformes; Viduidae.
ACGGGGACAGCGGCACCGCGGCCCCGGCGACACUCCGGGACCCCCCCAGGAGCCACCAUGGGCCAGCGGGUGGCGACCCCCGCCCCGCUGAGCCACGUCCCGCCCGGAGCAGAGGAGCGCUCCGCCCAGGCCACCGUUGUCGCGUGGCGCCAGUACCGCCAGGCGUGCGAGCUGCACCUGCGCCUGGCCCCGCCCGCCCCAGGACCCGUCUGCAACCGCAGCUUCGACCUGUACGCGUGCUGGGGGGACGCUGUCCCCAACAGCACCGCCACUGUCCCCUGCCCCUGGUACCUGCCCUGGUACCACCGAGGUAACGCGGCGGGGACAGCGGGGGACAGCGGGGGACAGCGGGGGACAGCCGGCGGUGACAGCCGUGCCACAGUGCAGGGCGGGGUGGUGGCGCGGCGCUGCGGCCCCGACGGGCGCUGGGUGACAGACGACAGCGGCAGGCCCUGGCAGGACAACGCCCAGUGCGAGGACCUGGCGCAGAUGCAGCCGCUGCAGCGCCAGGUGUGGCUGCUGGAGCAGUUCCGCCUCCUCUACACCGUGGGAUAUUCGCUGUCCCUUGUCGCGCUGGUGGUGGCACUGCUGCUGCUGCUGCUGCUCAGGCGCCUGCGCUGCACGCGGAACCUGAUCCACGCCAACCUGUUCGUGUCCUUCGCGCUCCGCGCCGGCGCCAUCCUCACGCGGGACGCGCUGCUGCCCCACGGCCGCGGCCGCGGCCACCCCCUGCAGCUGCUGGGCGCGCAGGCGGGCCCCGCGUGCCGCGUGGCGCAGAGCCUGGCGCAGUACUGCGUGGGCGCCAACUACGCGUGGGCCACGGCCGAGGGGCUCUUCCUGCUGCGCCUCCUGCUCGCCACCUCGGGCCGCCGCUGCCUGCCCGCCUUCCUGCUCCUCGGCUGGGGUGUCCCCGUGCUCUUCGUGGUGCCCUGGGUCGUGCUGCGGUACCUGUACGAGAACGAGGGGUGCUGGGAGCGCAAUGACAAGGUGGCGGUGUGGUGGCUCAUCCGCUGUCCCAUCCUGGCGGCUGUCGCGGUGAACUUCGUGGUGUUCGUGCGGAUCGUGCGGAUCCUGGUGGCCAAGGUGCGCGCGCACCAGGUGUCCCGCGGGGACACGCGGCUCAGGCUGGCGCGCUCCACGCUGACGCUGAUCCCGCUGCUGGGCGUGCACGAGGUGCUUUUCGCGCUGGCCGGCGAGGGCGAGGGCGGCGGCGGCCUGAGGCUGGCGCGGCUCUGCCUCCACCUGCUGCUCACCUCGGCGCAGGGCCUGGUGGUCAGCGUCCUGUACUGCUUCACCAACAAGGAGGUGCAGGCCGAGGUGCGCCGCGGGUGGCAGCGGUGCCGUCUGGGCGACCCCGGCCCCCCCAGGGCACCCCCGAGGGGUCGCGCCCGGCGGGGGCAGCGCCCGGUGGCGGAGAGCGGCUGCUGA